This is a messenger RNA of Diprion similis, 2743 nucleotides long. RefSeq lists its product as uncharacterized. The transcript has 2 exons. Lineage: Eukaryota; Metazoa; Arthropoda; Insecta; Hymenoptera; Diprionidae. The coding region runs from base 164 to 2332 and encodes 722 amino acids. Gene Ontology annotation, biological process: recombinational repair. The record is from RefSeq and is a predicted model, not a curated record.
GCGAAGUAAAUAUAAUAACAGAAGCAAAUUGAUGUAAACUUUGCAUUUUCUGAUUCACCGCCGAUGUUCUUAUGUCAUAUUCAAAUCGAAUAAUUUGUCUUAAAACGAUGAUGUGACGAUCUUUAAGGACGCUGGAUGUCUGGUAUAUUGAAUUAACAGAAACAUGUUUGAGGAGGAAGAUUUCGAUCUGGCCGAUCUGGACGAGGACUUCCUUAACGACGCUUCGCAGAAAGUACCACGGCACCAAUCUGAAGCCACGUCCGAAGAGAAAGGAAUCAGUUUUAAAAGAUUCAAGAGUGACGAACAUGUUCCAAUGGAUGCCAAGUCUGAAACUACUGAAUUGGCAACGAUUAGCACCAAUGCCGUUGGCGGGAACAAGGACAGGACAAGUUUGCUACUCGAAAGACUCAAACAGCGCAAGAAUGUAACCUCGAAUAGAAAUAUACAGCGGAACACAGUUGGCGCUGAUAGCCAAAGUUUACAUUCAGAGAAACCAAAUUUGUUCAACAAACCAUUGUCACAUCGGACAAACAUUGACUCUAAAAUGAAUUCAAUUUUAGAAAGACUUGGGAAGGCUAACCCGAAAAGUAGUUCUUCCGGUAGUUCGUUUAGCUCGGUAGAAACAUCUAAAUUUACCAAUAUUAGUCACGUUGACACGGUAAACAGUUUCAAAUCGAAACUACCUGAAAGUACUGUAAAAUCUCCUAUGAAAUUCGGUAAACCAGUUUACAAUAAGCCUGUAACUUUGAUCAGAAAAUUUCCAGGACCUGCCGGCUUACUACCAGAUUCAUCGUGCGAAACAAUUCCACUGUUUAUCCCUGAUUCCGCUCAUCUCGAAGAUAGCAACGAUAGUAUGGAUAAUAUGAAAACAGUCGACAACAACACAUCUGUUUUCUCAGAAUAUUGCUCACAGAACACCACGAAUUUAUUCUCCGAAGGCGCAUGGCAACUACUGCUGAGCGAUUUGACUGAGGGUUUUUUCGAUGAUCAUGAAAUAUCAACUGUGAAAAAGAAGCUUUCGGCUAAUUCGUACAAAAACUGUAAAAUACCAUUUCUAGCAGGGGUGGUACAACGGGUUGACUUUAGUCGACCGGAUCCUUUGGUAGUUUUAAGAGAUUGCACGGGUACGAUCGAAGGAACGAUAUCAAAAGAUAUUUUAGUCAAACAUCCUUACUUCGUAGACAUUGGUACUGUUCUGUUUUUGGGCAAUGUUCCAUUCCUAACUGUAGGAACUUACCUGAAAAAACAUCAUUUCAUUGUCAUGAUGAAAAAUGUUGUAAACGUCUAUACAAAAAAGUCUAAAACUUUCACGACAUUGGAAAUGAAUGCUAGAUUAGAAAGUUUGAAAAGUCAAAGUCAUUCCUUGGAAUCUGUUGGUAACCGAGCAUUCAAUAGUUUAUGCUCUUCAAAUUCUAAUGUAGGAAGUAGAUUGUGUAAUGAACGUACAAAGACAUUUGAAAAAUCGAAUCCACAAUCUUGUCUCAGCAACUUGAAAAAUUGCACUAAUAUUGACGACAGCUUAAAUUAUACUGCCAAGCACAAAAACAACAAUGUUAGACAAUCGGUAGAAACAAGCAAUUUUUCAACUGUUACAAAACAACAAACAAAUUCAGAGGACCCGAAAAAUUACUCAAGUAAAUGCGGAAAUCCACCUUAUUUAGAUAAUAAGGAAAAUUCUCACACUUUGAAAGAUAAUGAAAAUUCUUCUAAAUGUAUUAUUAACAAAAAUGUCAAGUUUGCCUUCGAGUCUGACGACUUUGAUGAUGAAUUUUCUGCUUCCUUUCUUGAUAUUGAUGACGAACUGGUUUCGCAAGUUAUAACAAACACUGAUUCAGUUACUCACAAAGAAAUCGAAACAAAGAGCACAAUUUCAAGUAAACAGCAUACAGUUAAAUCCAAAACAAAUCCUGUACAGUGUGUUGCUGUGCAAUCAAGUGUCAAUUCAAUUAAAGAAAAUGAAUCUGUUCCAAAAGUUUUCAGCUCAUGCAUUAAUAACGUAGAGAAAUCUGUAACAAAUGGAGAAAAAGUAACAGUUGUUUCAAGAGUUAAUGGGCAAUCGAACACGUCCAAAGUUUCUGAGACUAAGCUCAAAUUAGCUAUGUUUAGAAGCAAUGAUGACUUGACUCCGCCCGAUUAUGAAAAUAUUAAUACUACUUUAGCUCAUAACGAAAACGUAAAAAAACUUGAAGAUAAAAAUAAUGAACGAGAUAAACCAACUUCCACAUCCAACUUUAUGUCUCAUAUAGCAGAUGAUUCGGACGAAGAAUUUCUUUCUCAACUGGACGUGGAAUCUAUUGUUUCACGCUACAACAAACUGAGUAACGUGAACUAAUGAGAUGGAGACUUGAUUAAUUAUAUCAGAAACGUUUGCAAAUAAUGAUGAUGACAUAAAUUCUAUAUUAAGUACACAAGCUGCUACAGACAUCUGUAAUGAUUAUUAUUAAAAAUAACUGUAAACUCAUCCUGAACGCAGGAAACUUUACUAAAUUGUGAUACUAGAAAAAUAAAUACCACAUAGUUUAAUUUCAUAAUAACGUUAUACCGUUGUGUACAGGAUUUAUUAUAUGACUAGCUUUUAUUUAGUCCUUGAAUUUUGGAUGAAUCUGUAUUUUGGUAUGAAAUAGUUCGAUUAUUUAUAUCCAUACUUAUUAUAAUAAGCUUAUUAUUCUGAUAAUGAAAGUAAGUAGAUACAUUAGCGAGAAAAAGAAAACCAUGAAACAUAAAUCUAUGUCAAAAAUUGCGC